AAAUGCAGUUGCGACUGAUAUUUGUUUCGUCACAAAAAUUGUGAAAUCCGCUAUUCCUAUGUCACCCCCUGGUUCGCGUAUAAAUACUGUUUCGGGAAUAUUAAAUUUCUAUUCUUCGUUGGUAUUUCCACAAAACAACCACAUCAUGACGGUCUGUCAUCAACAUCUUCUCUAUUUGCUGAUCUUUUGCUGCCUCUCUUUUCACGCUACCGGUAGCAGGAUCAACAUCGUCAAUAACGGUUAUCGCGAUGUUGUAGUUGCCAUUUCACCCAAUGUCCUCCCAGAUCAAGCUGGCGACCUUUUGGAAAAGAUUCAAUUUCUCAUCACCGAAGCCUCUGCUGUUUUGUACGAAGCCACACGGCAUCGAUCCUACAUCGAGUCCGUUAACAUUUUGAUACCCCAGACGUGGGAAAAUGUCACGGCCAAUGCCAGCACUUGGGAAAAUUUUCAGAAUGCCGAAAUUCAAAUUGACCAUCCGAAUUGGAAAUUUGGAGAUAGUCCAUACACCGUGCAAUUGGGCGGAUGUGGUGAUCCUGGCGAAUUUAUUCACUUGACGCCUAAUUACGUCCUGAAUUUCGAUACUGAAUCCAACAAAUUGAAGUUUGGUCCGGCAGGUAAAGUUUUCGUAAGAGAAUGGGCUCGACUGCGCUACGGAGUGUUCGAAGAGCAUGGCUUCACAGACGAUGACUCUGCCUUUCCAAUGUUCUACCGACUUCAAUCUGAUGAAUCGAGUGAUUUGGUGCCUAACGUAUGCUCUGACCAGCCGGUUGACUUCACUUAUGACUAUGGCUGCAGUGUUGAUGAAACGGGCCUUUACGACACAAAUUGCACCUACAGUUUCACCGACCAGUUUAAACCAGGAUCAUCCAUCAUGUCUGAUCAUCGGAUGCUUUCUUCGGCGAUGCAUUUCUGUGACGACGAGGAAUCCAGUGUUCACAAACACAAUCGAGAAGCACCAAACAAGCAAAACGCAGUUUGUGACAUGCAAAGUGUCUGGUCGGUGAUUUCACGUCACGCUGAUUUUGCUGGAAACAAUAAUUUGCCAACCAACAUCGCCAAUUUGAAGCCAACAUUUAAUGUCGUCCGAGUUUUGAAUGGAGCUCGUUACGUGCUAGUUACUGACGUGUCAGGCAGCAUGGACGAUCAUAAUCGCAUUGGGAGAUUGUACGAUGCAGCUCGUCGUUGGAUUCAGUAUGAUAUUCCUGAUAGAACUUCGUUAGGAAUCGUCAAGUUCCAUGACUAUGCGACCGUGCUAAGUAGCUUGACUGUAGUAAAUGAUGAAACAAGACAGCAACUGAUGGACAAAGUUCCCAGCAUAACAGAGGGCUGGACAUGUAUCGGCUGUGGACUCCAAUAUGCGAUCGAUAUUCUAAAACCGAGUGGUAACGGAGGGGUUAUCGUAUUGGUGACCGACGGCGGGGAGAAUGUAAAUCCGUACAUUAGAGAUGUAACUCCUGCGUUGAUUGCCGCUCAAAUUCAAGUGGUAUCCAUCGCAUUUGGUCGUGAUGCUGAAAACGAAAUCGAAAAUUUGGCGACACAAACCAACGGGAUAAGUUAUUUUAUCAACGAUAACGGCGGCAACGACGAACUAAACGACGCCUUCACAGGAUCAUUGAUUUACCAACCAGCAGUAUUAUCUCAAGUUUUAACUGUUCAGUUGUUCCAGAAGAAAUACCAAAUUGGAUUCAGGACCAUAUUUCAAGAUACAGUCACUGUCGACUCUACCAUAGGGCGGAAUCUCACUUUUCGUGUCGACUAUACUAACAAAAAUUUCUUACUUGACUUUUCCGUCAUGUCCCCUAGCGGUCAAGUUUAUAACACACUGAUUUAUGACGAUGCCACUAAACUGGCUUACAUCGAGAUUCCUGGCAUUGCCGAAGAAGGUGUGUGGAGUUUCUCGUUGACCGUCGGUUCCAGUACAACAGAAUAUGUCAAUGUUAUUGUUAAGUCGAAAUCAAGAUCCAGUACAACGGCCCCAAUCACCGUGGAAUGUUUGGUCCCUAGCGGAACAGUCGUCGUGGAUGCUGGCAUUACACCUGUCCGGCUAGUGGCUGUCGUUAAACAAGGGCGAAAUCUUGUUCUUGGAGCCAACGUUCAGGCUUACGUUGAGAGACCUGACGGUGUUCUUCAAGUUAUUGACUUGUUGGAUUCGGGCGUAGGAGCUGAUUCAGAAAAAAAUGAUGGGAUUUAUUCACGCUACUAUGUGGACCCCAUUGUAAAUGGACGCUACAAUUUGUUAUGCGUCGUCAACGGUUCGGAGUCUUCGUACGUCGACGACGGUAACCAACAGUCAAACACCACAUUAGGAGAUUUCAAUCGGAUUCAAUCCGGUGGAACUUUCAGGGUGGAAAUACCUACAUCUACCGUUACAUCCUAUCCCCCUAGUCGUGUGACGGAUUUGAAAAUUGUGGCUAUUCAGGUCAAUCAAACAUCCAUGGCAAUUGAAUGGACUGCUACUGGCCAACAACUCGACGAAGGAAUUGCGAAGGAGUACCAGAUCAAAUACUCGGAAGUGUUUGAUAACCUUUUGGACAGCAAUUUCGAUUCUAAGCCUGUGCAAUUUGGAGAUCAGGACGUUAUUGACGGAGGUAUGCAACCGCUCCAGUCGGGUAACAAACAACGCGUGACCCUUGUUCUGCCAAAAACAUCUGAGAAUGUUACCUACUACAUCGCUUUGAGAGCCGUCAAUGAUAACAACGAUGCAAGUAGCACUUCUAAUGUUGUCUCCGUCAAACUAGCCGUUAUUAAACAGCCACCAACUGAACCACCAAAUGACAUAACAACGACCACUUCUAAAUCAAGUAUGGAAACCACCGCCAUCGCCAAUAUUUCAAGCACACAAACAACCACAACGUGGUCUCCACAGACAACAACCAAAGCUGGAACCAAUAGCGUACUAACGGCGGGUUCCAGUGACCUGCUGACAUUUCUUCUAUUUUUUCUUAUGAUACCGAAAAUUCAUUCGACCGUAUCGAGUUGGAUCGAUCGUGUCUAAUAGCUGUUGCUAAAUUUUUCCUUCUUCCAACGAAAUAUUAACGAAAUUAUUCGAUUGCAAAUCACAUUAUAGACUUAAAAUAGUGUCAUUAAAAGUAAUUUUACUAUUAGUUUCCAUUUAGGAUAAUAAUUUUCAAACAAUACAUGAUUUUCA
This is a messenger RNA of Daphnia pulicaria, 3148 nucleotides long. RefSeq names its product calcium-activated chloride channel regulator 4-like. Gene Ontology annotation, molecular function: protein binding. The transcript has 13 exons. The record is from RefSeq and is a predicted model, not a curated record. Bases 59 to 2995 code for a protein of 978 amino acids. Lineage: Eukaryota; Metazoa; Arthropoda; Branchiopoda; Diplostraca; Daphniidae.